Meloidogyne enterolobii is the source of this 233-nucleotide messenger RNA. The record is from the annotation of a GenBank genome assembly. Lineage: Eukaryota; Metazoa; Nematoda; Chromadorea; Rhabditida; Meloidogynidae.
UCACUCAGAAAAAGACUCAGAAAAAUAUGCUUUAUCAUUUGGAAAAUGAUUUAUUCCGGCCCAGGACAGAAUGUUGUUUUGGCAAACAAUUAUUGCCUUCUUCAAAAAAUACUAAUCCUCUAUUCUCAUCUUUAUCAUCACAAUUAGCACCACAAAAUAAAACCAUGUCAAAAUCUUGGUCAAAAAAGGAGGGAUGUGUGAAAAAGGAAUUAAGAGGUAGAAAACAUAAAUAA